This is a messenger RNA of Papilio xuthus (Asian swallowtail), 3480 nucleotides long. It is a transcript of the gene Oga, whose product is annotated as O-GlcNAcase. The record is from RefSeq and is a predicted model, not a curated record. The coding region runs from base 231 to 3389 and encodes 1052 amino acids. Gene Ontology annotation, molecular function: beta-N-acetylglucosaminidase activity. Gene Ontology annotation, biological process: glycoprotein metabolic process. The transcript has 23 exons. Lineage: Eukaryota; Metazoa; Arthropoda; Insecta; Lepidoptera; Papilionidae.
UUGACACAUCACAUUUGAUUUCCCCGUUUUCCCAUUUCGAGAUAUAAUUGGGCGAAAAAACACCAAACUGUUAAACCGGUGUUUUGAAGUUUAAUAACUUGCUCAUAACCUUGCUUUCGUUUGUUAGUGAUUUGCGAAUCAAGUGUUUCAUCGAACGAAAGAUAUUUGUCGUAGUUGCAAUAUUUAUGACUACGAAAUUGUGCUGUGAUUUUUUUUAAUCGGCUUUUAAAAUGACUGAAAGUUCACCGGACGAGUCAAGUUCCAGACGUAAAGACUUCAUUUGCGGCGUAGUUGAAGGCUUUUACGGACGUCCAUGGACAACUGAACAAAGAAAAGAUUUAUUUCAUAAAUUAAAGAAAUGGGGGAUGGAUAUGUAUGUCUAUGCACCUAAAGAUGAUUACAAGCAUAGAGCAUACUGGAGAGAAUUGUACACUGUGGAAGAGGCUGAACAUCUUACUUCCUUGAUUUGUGCGGCCAAAUCACAAGGCAUCACCUUCUGUUAUGCUCUCUCACCUGGCCUUGAUAUAACUUACAGCAGUCAGAAAGAGAUAACAACACUAAAGAGGAAGCUAGAACAGGUAUCACAAUUUGGAUGCACUUGUUUUGCUCUGCUGUUCGAUGACAUAGAACCGGAGAUGAGUGAGGCUGACAAACAGAUAUUCCAAAGUUUUGCUCAUGCACAAGUAUCAGUGACCAAUGAAAUCCAUCAACAUCUCGGCUGUCCACGCUUCCUUCUUUGCCCCACUCAGUACUGUUCAACAAGAGCUGUGCCUACAGUCAACAGCUCGGAGUAUCUUAUCACUUUGGGGACUAAGCUCUCGCAACAGAUUGAUAUUAUGUGGACUGGUCCCAAAGUCAUAUCAAAGACUUUAACAACGGAAUGUAUUGAAGAGAUCACGCAAGUGUUACGUCGACCGCCAGUUAUAUGGGACAAUCUGCACGCCAAUGACUACGAUCAGAAAAGAAUCUUUCUUGGUCCAUACUGCGGACGGUCUCCUGAAUUAAUUCCAUUGCUCCGCGGUGUUCUGAGCAAUCCUAAUUGUGAAUACAAUGCCAACAUGAUUCCUAUAUGGACUCUAGCGCAUUGGGCCAGCUGUAGCUUGGAUGCGCCUGCGCAUAUGGAAGCAGUAUCAUGGGAUAUAAAGUUGGAGCGCGAGAGCGAGCAAGGUGUAUGUGAGGACGAGCCCCCUCUCACUCUAGGCAAGCAUGUUUAUCAUCAUAGACAAGCUUUGAGACAAGCUAUAAACGAAUGGCUGCCAGAGUUCUCCAUACCGAAGACAGCUCAAGGACCUGUUAUCAAACCUCAACCGGCUGUAACAGUUCCUCCAGUGCCGAUCAUCCCGAUCCUGCCGUCAGUGAACACGUGCAUGUCCCUGGUGACGGCGACCAGCACGACGCACACCACCAGCACGGCGGACAUGUCUGCUCCUGUGCCCAGCAUUCCCACCAUCAACACCAGCCAGCUGCAGGCUCUCGCUGAUGUCUGCUCCGCCACACCUGACAGACCUAUACUCUCCACUGGGGUAUCGCCUAUAGAAACUUUCAAUCCAGUUGCAAACCCAGUAAUGAAUUCACUUGUGUCACCAACAAAAGUUAUAUUAAACGAAUCCAUACCCAAUCCAAUUAUACCAAUCGCUAGUUCCAAUAUGUCGUUACCUUCAGAAAUACCAGUUUCUACGUUACCCGUACCCAUUAUGGGUUUAAAAGCUUUAGAAGGACAUAAUGAUAAAGAUCAGAAUAUGGAUAAAAUAGAAAUUAAUGAUACAGCAAGUAAUGAUAGUGUUCUAGAAACUUCUAGCUUUAUAGAAGAAAUGAAGAAGGAUAAAGAAGAUGAUACUAUUAUAGUAGAUGAUGUGGAACCGCAUGUAGAUGUACAUAAAAAUGGAGAAAUGAGUAUUGGAGGCACGCCGCAGACACUGAGCCCGACUCGACUCAGCAACCAGGAGGUGACGCUGGAGCCACUGGAUGUAGACCCGCCCUCCACCGCCGCUGACUCCGACAUCGUCAUGAAUGAUGGCCUUAGCGAGAAUGGCUCCAUGCAAGUAGAGCCCAGCAACAGUCCACUGAGCGGUGACAUGAUGGUUGAACCCACGGAAUUAACUGAACCAACUGACGAUGGUCUAGACGAGCCAGCGAUAGAAGCGAGUGAACUAACAACAGAUGAUCUGAUGCUGCUGUGCGAUCUGUUCUACUUGCCGUUCGAGCACGGCGCGCGCGGGCUGCGUCUGCUGCACGACUUCAACUGGCUGCUGACACACGCCGCCAGUGUGCUGCCUAGAGGGAACAAGUCUGAGACAGGUGAAUGGCGUCGUCGUUUGCGACGGUUCUCAUGGUGGGCGGGACGCGCGAGGCGGCUGGCACGACGGCUGGGUGCGGCGGCCAACCGUGAGCUGCACGCGGAGUUGCAGCCAUACGUAUGGGAGUUGUGUGCUGUGCUGGCACUGCUCACUGCCUUCCUGCGCUGGCUAGAGCUCGGCAAAUUCCCUCAAAAUAUAACGUCCAAUACACAAGCGAGUUACACGUGGUUCUCUAAAGGUUGGCGCGAGGCAUUCGAGAGCGGUGCACAGGAGCCGUGGGUAUUCAGAGGCGGGCUGACUGCUGAUUUGCGCAGACUGCUGCCCAUUGAAUGCAGCGGAGAUGUGCUCAGACCACAGAUCAUACCGGACGGUCUGCCUCUCACUGUACGACCUUAUACUACUGCUGAUGAAGAGGCGGUGAUAAUGAUAUGUAAUAAAAUGUGUCGAGACAGCGCUGACUGUGCAGAUCUAUUUCCAAGUGAUCUACAAAAUCUACCUGCGGAUAGAUUGGUGGCAUCAUUUCUGACGCUAUGUCCUGAGCUGUGCAUGGUGAUAGAAGAUGACUCAGGCUGUAUCCAGCACGAGGCAGACACAGAAGUUGACGUUGAUGACUCGGAAGACAAGUCAGAGAGCAUCGCGGAAGUCAAAUUGAAUGGUAUAAAACCGGAGAUAGUGGGUUACGCGUGCGCUGCGCUCAAUGCCAAAGAGUUCUAUAGAAAGCAAGAAGUCGCCUGGAUACCUGAGAUGUGCCAGAAGUACCCGCAGGAACUGCUGCAGAGAGAUGACCUCAGUCCAGCAGCCAAGGAAUGUAUCCGACAUUUCCAUGAGUUCAGUAACGUGCCGCGUGCGCCGGAUUCAGUGUGCCGCGCGCACCCCGCACUGCUGGCAUGCUGUGUGCCCGGCGUGCGCGACCCGCUCGCACCACCACGUCUUCUAACAUGUCUACUGGCAGCGCUUAGAGCUAACGGUGUGAGCGGUGUCCACGCGUGCGUUGAUCAGUCAGACCAAUAUCUACAUCAGUUCUACACGAAGCUCGGUUUCGUGGAACUGGCGCGAGAGGGCGGCUGCGUGUUCCUCGCGCGCGCGUUCUAGCGCUCGCACACCAAGCCGCCGCUCAGGCGACGACGACGACCACAUUGACGGCAAACAACGCCCACUGCAGUCGGCACCGAUUGCAGUGAGC